AUGAAAGGAUCCGAAGAGAGAAGACGCUAUGAGACGAUUGUGAGCAGAAGCGACGUGAUCGAGAUGGGACCGAUGCAGCUCAUCUGGAGAAUGGGAAUUGAGAUCCUUCACCAUCAUCCAAACUCCACACUCGACGACUACAAUAACAUCUACGAGCGCAUAAAGCACUCGGGAGUAAAGCAGUACUUGAAGCUGUGUCUGGAGCAGUCUUUUCACCUGCUUCUAACCGGUCGCUUCCACGAUGCCAAACAAACUCUGGCUCUUGCUGAAAGCUGGAGACAUGAAACAGCGAGAGUAGCUCAGAAGAAAGUGGUGACCCUCAUCGUGGCCUACAGGAGCCUCCUGGACUACAUCAUGUGGUGCGAGAAGAAGGAGACGUCUGAUGCAGAUUUCAAAGGUUCAGAGCCAAAAGCCAUGCACAACCAUUUCAGACAGGCUUCAGUGGGUUUGAAGGAGGUCUUUCAAAAUCCUGGUGUCUGGGAUCCGUUUAUCUUGAGCUACAUUGAUAUGUUAGAGUUUUAUGACGACCAAGAGGAGGCUCUGAAGGUCCUGAAUCACUAUGCCUAUGACAAUGCUUUCCCUCACAAUCCAAACGCUCACCUUUAUCUUUAUCAGUAUCUGCAACGACACGACGCAUCACCCAGAACGCUACUCAAAGUGCUCAAGAUUCUUCAUUCCCUUCUUCCAAGCCAUCCCUUGAUGAUUGACUAUUGCGCUCUUUUGCUUAAAUCUGGUAAAACUAAGAAGGCUUUGGGAGUCGCUGUGGACAUGCUGGACUACGCCUGCUGGAGCAAAAACCUGGAUGUCUGGAAGACUCUGGCAUCAAUAGCUGAGAAACUACAGACGGAAGGUGACCUAAAGGAGACCGUGUGCAAAGUGAUGUGCAAUAGGAUUGACUGGUGGCCUGCUCUUCACUUCACAACUUUCCACGCUGCCCAGGACCAAAGAGAGCAGCCAGAGCUCCGCAGACUGAAGGUCCCCCUGGCCAGGCUCCUGUGUCCUGAUAUGACGCUGAGGUACUGCCAGACGGAGGCAGCCACAUGA
Molecule: messenger RNA, 1044 nt
Organism: Knipowitschia caucasica
Lineage: Eukaryota; Metazoa; Chordata; Actinopteri; Gobiiformes; Gobiidae
Source: the annotation of a GenBank genome assembly